AUCUGAUUACUGUGGGUCCUAGUGACUACAGUGAUCUGAUUACUGUGUCGACGUGUUUCUGGACACAAACACAGUGUGACCUGGUUGGAGGUCGGCCAAUCCCAUCAUGCUCCUGAAGUCUCCGUUAAUCUGUGAUUAAUGAGGUCCGCUGAGUUUCAGGGAGUCCUGCUGGAUUUAGACGCUCCUCAGACAUCUGCUGCCUCACAUCAGCUCAGGACACCAGGAGCUAAAGGUUCUCCUUAAGGAGCUAAAGGUUCUCCUUCAGGCCUGGAGAACGACCACAGAAUGAAGAUGAACGGCUUCCAUCGGAGGAACUAGAACAGGAAAUGUGAAGAGAAACGCUGAAGAUGGAACAAAGAGGAAACUCAGGAAGGAGAAGCUGAAGUCUUCAUCUGGAACCAGCAGAGAGGUGGAAUCACCUGAUAACCAUGGGUGACGGCUGCAUGCUGGAGAACGGCGACUGCAAGGUGGCGCCGCACGGCCCUGAUGUCACCUUCAGCACCUUAAGCCCUGCCUCCGGCCUGCAGCGCAAACGGCUGCUGUGGCAGAACGCCGUCAGGAACAUCAUCGACCAGCAUAAUCUGUACACCCUGAGGCUGGCUGGGGGCCUGGACCGAGGACGGCACUGCAUCACCGUGACCGACGCCUACAUCGCCGAGAUCAACAGGCAGAUUCGCAACAAAGCGUCUCGUGGAGCCUUCUGGCAGAAACGUCGAUCGUCUGCAGCUCGAGUUCAUCCGAUGACACCGAAGAUCUCCACGGCGACGCACAACAAACACGACCCCCUGAGCGACGCCGACUUCUUUGUCUCCUGCGGAUCGACGGUUCGAGGUGUCUUCAUUCCCACCAUGCAACACACAUUCAAGUCCUCGGAUCUGGAGCAGCUCUACCAGCAGUUCUCGUCGGCUCAGAGGAGAACCUCGCUGGUGGUCACCAACACCAUCGACCUGCUGAUCCGGCUGCUGGUGUUGCUGCUGACGUGGCCGCCGGACUGGGGGGGCGUGGCCUGCGAUUGGCUGGCGGGCCUGUCGGCACUGCUGUGGGCGGGAACCUGUGUGCUGGCGCUGACCCGGAGGGAAGUGACGUCGUCGCCGCGGUGGCUGUGGUUCCUGGCGCUGCUCAGCUGGGUGUCACAGGCUGCCCAGGUGCUGGUGGGCGUGUUCACCUGGGCGGACAGCGACCACUCCUGGUACGUCUUCUUCUCGCUGUUCUCCACCUACACGCUGCUGCCGCUGCCCCUCCUCUGGGCCAUCGUCGCCGGGGCAACCACCUCCACCCUGCACCUGCUGAUGGACAUCUGCUGUCACUACGGCGACCACACCUUCAUCCAGAAGGUGCUGUCCAAGGCCUUGCUGUACCUGGCCAUGAACACUGCAGGUCUGUUCAUCCACUACCUGUCCGACCGGACCCAGAGACAGGCCUUCCUGGAGACCCGGCGCUGCAUCGAGGGACGAGUCCGACUGGAGAGGGAGAACCACCGACAGGAGCGCCUGGUGAUGUCCAUCCUUCCUCGCUUUCUGGUUCUGGAGAUGAUCGCUGACAUGGCCAUCAUGGACGACUACCUGCUGCCACAGCAGAUCCAGAAGAUCUACAUCCACCACUACAAGGAUGUCAGCAUUCUGUUUGCAGACAUCAUCGGCUUCACGUCGCUCUCACUGAUCCUCUCAGCGCAGGAACUCGUUAAAACUCUUAACGAACUCUUCGGUCGCUUCGACAGGCUGGCUGAGGAGCAUCAGUGUUUACGCAUUAAGAUCCUGGGUGACUGUUACUACUGCGUCUCCGGAGUCCCAGAGCCCCAGAGAGGACACGCUCGCUGCUGUGUGGAGAUGGGCCUCAGCAUGAUCAACACCAUACGGUAUGUUCGUCGGGAGCUGCAGCAGGAAGUGGACAUGCGGAUCGGCGUCCACUCAGGUUCGGUCCUUUGUGGUGUUUUGGGUGUUCAGAAGUGGCAGUUUGACAUCUGGAGUUGGGAUGUGGACGUGGCCAACAGUUUGGAGGCUGCAGGAGUUCCUGGGCAGAUCCACAUCUCGCAGGCCACUCUGGACUGUUUGGGCGGGAUUUACGAGACGGAGGCGGGGCAUGGCCAGGAGAGAAACGAGUUCCUACGGAAACACAACAUCGACACAUUCCUGAUCCGCCCGGCACCACGGGAGGAGGCGGAGCCUCCGAAAACGAGACGUCUGAGCUACGAAGAGAUGACAACGUGGAGCGCCGAGCUGCCGUUUGGAGACAUUCUGGGGAUGAACUUUAUUCUCGCCACCUUCACCAACGGCUCCCUGACCCAGCUGCCCAAUCAGGUCGCAGCUCAGCGGUCCGGGUCACGGGAGGUCAACAAGCGGAUUCGUCAGGCCAUGGAGGUCCGGAGCAGUGAGCGAAUGAGGAAGGAGCACAUCACCACCUUCACUCAGGUGUUCAAGGACUCCCACAUGGAGGGAAAGUACUCCCAGAUGAGAGAUGAACUCUUCAAGUCCAACAUGGUUUGUUCCUUCAUCCUGCUGCUGCUGCUGAUGGCUGUACAGGUGCUCAUCCCCACCCCCAGGUAUCUUCCUAUGGCGGUUCAGUUCGUGGUCAGCGGUGGCGUCUACUUCCUGCUGCUGCUGCUGACGCUGGGGGAGGAAUUUAAGCAUUGCCCCGCCCCCCUGCAGUCGCUCUGCUGCUGGAUUCACGAAAUUAAAAACGCUCGAACGCUGCUGACGCUCACCGCCAUCACCGUCAACUUCAGCGUCGCCUCGGCCAACAUCCUGUGGUGCAAUUCGUCAGAGUCAUCCAUUAACAGCAGUGACUACCUGUUGGCUCCGCCCACCUCCACCAGGCCUGACAUCAGCAUCUGCACCCAUCCAGAGUACGUGUUGCUGAGCGGUGUGGUUGCCAUGGUGACGUGUGCCGUGUUCCUCCGGCUGAGUUGCGUGUUGCAGCUGGCUGUCCUGCUGCUGGCCGCCGCCCACUACACCUACGUCAUCGAGACGCACAGGUCCCACCAGCUGUGCAGGAAAGGAGUCUGUGUGGUUCUCAUGGUGAUGUUUGUGGUGGCCGUCCUCUACAAUGGAUGGAAGCUGGAGGCGACAGCUCGGUUGGACUUCCUGUGGCGUCUCCAGGCAAGGAAGGAAGUGGAGGACAUGAAGGAGCAGCGAGAACACAAUGAGUGUCUACUGCUCAACAUCCUCCCUGCUCACGUCGCACAACACUUCUUGGAGAGAGACCGCAACAACGAGGAGUUGUAUUCUCAGACCUAUGAGCGGGUCGGGGUUCUCUUUGCGUCUCUUCCUGGGUUCUCUGAGUUCUACGAGCAGAAAGAACUUGUCCAUCAGCACGUGGAAUGUCUCCGCCUCCUCAACCUGAUCAUCACCAACUUUGAUGAGCUGCUGGACGAGUGUUUCUUCCAGGAGGUGGAGAAGAUUAAAACCAUCGGCAGCUCCUACAUGGCAGCUUCUGGUCUGUCACCUGACCCACAGGAGUGUGAGGACAGCUGGCAUCACCUCAGUGAGUUGGUUCUGUUCGCCCUGGCCAUGAUGGAAACCCUGAAACACAUCAACACACACACAGGAAGUGACUUCCAGCUGAGAGUAGGUAUCGCCCACGGAGCUGUCAUUGCAGGUGUGAUCGGAGCCACUAAACCUCAGUACGACAUCUGGGGGACGACAGUGAACAUGGCCUCUAGGAUGGAGAGUACCGGGGUCAGCGGCAGGAUUCAGGUAGCACACCUGCCUGUCUGGACACCUGUCUGUCUGGACACCUGUCUGUCUGAACAUCUGUCUGUCCACCUGUCUGUCUGUCUACCUGUCUGUCUUCAGGUUCCAGAGUCCACCAGCUGUGUUCUGGUAGAACGAGGUUUCCUGCGACAGUUCAGAGGGAAGAUUUACAUCAAAGGCAUCAGCGAACGUCACGGAGAGGUCCACACGUUCUUCGUGUCCAAUCAGGAGGAACGUUCCAGCUUUGUGGAGCGCGGCGGUGGGCGGGGCUUCAGCCUCAACAGGAACACGCUGGGAGCCGUGGUCUACAGCCUGGUCCAGGCCAGGAAGAGGGAGAAGCUGAGGGAGGAGAACGGAGGGUUCCACCUGGUGGAGGCCCAGUAGAACGAAGGGUUCCACUUGGUGGAGGCCCAGUAGAACGGAGGGUUCCAUCUGGUGGAGGCCCAGUAGAACGGAGGGUUCCACCUGGUGGAGGCCCAGUAGAAUGGAGGGUUCCAUCUGGUGGAGGCCCCGUAGAACGGAGGGUUCCACCUGGUGGAGGCCUCGUAGGACAGAGGGUGGAGGCCUCGGAAAACCUAGGGUUCCACCUGGUGGAGGCCUCGUAGGACGGAGGGUGGAGGCCUCGUAGAACAGAGGGUUCCACCUGGUGGAGGCCUCGUAGAACAGAGGGUUCCACCUGGUGGAGGCCCAGUAGAACUUAAGGUUCCACCUGGUGGAGGCCUCAUAGAACGGAGGGUUCCACCUGGUGGAGGCCUCGUAGAACAGAGGGUUCCACCUGGUGGAGGCCUCAUAGAACGGAGGGUUCCACCUGGUGGAGGCCCAGUAGAACUUAAGGUUCCACCUGGUGGAGGCCUCGUAGAACAGAGGGUUCCACCUGGUGGAGGCCUCAUAGAACGGAGGGUUCCACCUGGUGGAGGCCCAGUAGAACUUAAGGUUCCAUCUGGUGGAGGCCUCGUAGACCUUAGGGUUCCACCUGGUGGAGGCCCAGUAGAACGGAGGGUUCCACCUGGUGGAGACCUCGUAGAACACCUGGUCCAGGUGAGGAGGUUGCCAUAGAGACAGAACUCAGUUCUAGUAGUGAAACAACCACAUAGCAGGUUAUGUAUAUGAUGGAACCAGAACAUGAAGAAGUUCUCCAUGAAACCUAGAACAUUUAAACACUUUAUCAGUUUUCAGAUGUUUGAAGCUCAGAUUUGGUGAAUGUUCCUGAAGAUGAGACCUUCAAGGACUGUUGGAAACAUGAAGAUCUGAUCUGUAGAACAUGUGGUUCUGGAGUUUUUAAAGAUCAUCUUCUGAUGUUCCCUGGUGGAACCUGGUUGUGUGACUCAUUCUGUUCUUUUGGAGCUCCCAUGAUGCUUUGCAGGAUCCAGAAACUGAAGGACAGGGUCUCUGUGGAGAUCUAGAUGUUUCUUCUCCUGGACCUGAUGGUUCCUGUGACUGAGUCGUGACUCUGAGGACAGAAAGGAUUCAAGGAAUUAAAGUGAAAAAGUUUUGCUUUUAGUUUGAAGCUCAAACUGAGGAACUGACGUUUUCACACCAGACGCUGCAGAAUGUUCUGCUGGAUUCACGGGAUUUCUGGAUUCAGAUGUUUUGCUCACGAAGAUCAUCUGGAUGGAUGAAGAUGAAAAGAUCUUCAACCUGAAGAAAACGUGAUUCAGAGGACUUGACUUGUUUAACCAUCAGUUAAUCUAAAGCUGGAACAACAAACUGACCAGCAGGUGGCGCUGUGCCUGGACUAGAACUGCUGUUAAACUGGACCAGCAGACAUUUUUAGAUCUGUAAUUUUUAAACUUUGAUUUAAAAUCUGUUUUCUACUGUUGGAAUUCUGGAAUCAUAAACGUAGAAAAAUCAACCUUCAGACAGAAAAACUGGAACGGUUCAGUUAAUGUCAAUAAAAACCAGGAUAGAGAUGGAA
Molecule: messenger RNA, 5604 nt
Organism: Amphiprion ocellaris (clown anemonefish)
Lineage: Eukaryota; Metazoa; Chordata; Actinopteri; Pomacentridae
Product: adenylate cyclase type 8-like
Exons: 23
Coding region: 429-4073 (1214 amino acids)
Biological process (GO): adenylate cyclase-activating G protein-coupled receptor signaling pathway; cAMP biosynthetic process; intracellular signal transduction
Cellular component (GO): plasma membrane
Molecular function (GO): adenylate cyclase activity
Source: RefSeq, a predicted model, not a curated record